GAAUCCCAAAUCCCAGACCCCGGCCCGGACCCAGAUUACGGACUCCGGUCCCGCCCCAAACUACCUACCCUGGCCAGGGUCCAAACCUGGGGGAGGGCAGACGGGCAACUCUCCGCCUUUCCUCCGGCGCAGCACACCUUCAUCUUUCCAACCUGAUCCUGAUCUUUGGAGAGCGAUGCCGCUUCCCGACACCAUGUUCUGCGCUCAGCAGAUCCACAUUCCCCCGGAACUACCCGACAUCCUGAAGCAAUUUACCAAGGCAGCGAUUCGCACCCAGCCCGCGGACGUGCUGCAGUGGUCCGCGGGGUAUUUUUCAGCUUUGUCAAGAGGAGAUCCACUUCCUGUAAAGGACAGAAUUGAAAUGCCCGUGGCCACUCAGAAAACAGACACCGGCCUGACUCAAGGGCUGCUGAAAGUUUUGCACAAGCAGUGUAGCCACAAGCAAUAUGUGGAAUUAGCUGACCUUGAGCAGAAAUGGAAAAAUUUGUGCCUGCCAGUCGAAAAAUUCAGAGCUAUCCUGCAGUUGGAUCCUUGUGAACACAAGAUUGAAUGGAUGAAGUUUUUAGCACUUGGAUGUAGCAUGCUUGGUGGGUCUUUGAAUAGUGCAAUGAAGCACGUGUGUGAGAUCCUGACCAAAGAUGAGGAGGGGGGCCCUGCACGCAUCCCCUUUGAGACUUUCUGUUACGUCUACCGUUACCUGUCGUCCCUGGACUCGGAUGCCUCUGCUGUGGAAACGGAGGCCUACCUUAACUCUCUAAAGGAAAACACAGCUUCUAGAAAGAAUGGCAUGAUAGGACUUGUGGAUUUCUUAAUUCCACAGAGGAAAAUUUAAAAAACCUCAAACAGAAAACUCAGAAGAUAUGGCACUAAUACAGAGAAGAACACAUUUUAAUGUCAAAAGAGUGCUUUUUAAAAACUUGGCACCAAUUACAACCUGUCAUUAACCACAUGCAUACAUUAUGUGAGUUUUUGUGGUAAUGGAAU
Phyllostomus hastatus (greater spear-nosed bat) is the source of this 984-nucleotide messenger RNA. RefSeq names its product rhophilin associated tail protein 1 like (gene ROPN1L). NCBI's taxonomy places the organism in Eukaryota, Metazoa, Chordata, Mammalia, Chiroptera, Phyllostomidae. The coding region runs from base 176 to 832 and encodes 218 amino acids. The record is from RefSeq and is a predicted model, not a curated record. The transcript has 5 exons.